Molecule: messenger RNA, 771 nt
Organism: Penicilliopsis zonata CBS 506.65
Lineage: Eukaryota; Fungi; Ascomycota; Eurotiomycetes; Eurotiales; Aspergillaceae
Exons: 3
Coding region: 1-732 (243 amino acids)
Molecular function (GO): oxidoreductase activity
Source: RefSeq, a predicted model, not a curated record
AUGGCCACCUUUGAAGGAAAGACGAUCGCCAUCACCGGCGCCGCCAGUGGAAUGGGCCUGGCAGCCGCCCAGCUGCUGGCAGCCCGGGGCGCGUCCAUCUCGCUGGCCGACCUCAACGAGACGGCCCUGACGGCCGCCCUGACGAGCCUGCCCGGCGGCGAGGACCGACACCUGGCGACGCGCGUCGACGUGCGGGAUUCCGCCUCGGUGGACGCCUGGAUCGAGAAGACAGUGCAGCGCUUCGGCCAGCUCGACGGCGCGGUCAACAUGGCGGGCGUGCUGGGGCCGACGGGGCCCACGACGGGCGUCACCGACCAGCAGUUCGACUUUGUGUUUGCCGUCAACGUGACGGGCGUGUUCAACUGUCUGCGCGCGCAGCUCAGGGUGAUCAAGUCCGGCAGCAUCGUCUCGGCAGCCAGUACGUUUGGCCAGAUCGCGAUGCCGAACUGCUCGGCGUACUGCGCCAGCAAGGCGGCCGUCAUCGCCCUGUCCAAGUCGGCUGCCAAGGAGAAUCAACACGUCCGCAUCAACUGCGUUGCUCCAGGAACCGUUCUCACCCCAAUGUCCGCCGAUCACGAUCCCAAACGAGUCGAGGCAGGCAUCAUGGCCAACGCGCAGAAAAGGCUGGGCGCGGCAGAGGAAGUGGCCAAGGUGAUUGCGUUUCUCGUCAGUGACGAGUCGAGCUUUGUGACGGGGGCUGUCUAUAACGUUGACGGGGGGUGGAUAUAUUAGUAUAUUGUUGAAAGCAACAGGUAUAGGGUUAAGUUAAAG